This is a messenger RNA of Ctenocephalides felis (cat flea), 3968 nucleotides long. It is a transcript of the gene fliI, whose product is annotated as protein flightless-1. Gene Ontology annotation, molecular function: actin filament binding; phosphatidylinositol-4,5-bisphosphate binding. Gene Ontology annotation, biological process: myofibril assembly; actin filament severing; actin polymerization or depolymerization. The transcript has 21 exons. Bases 69 to 3824 code for a protein of 1251 amino acids. The record is from RefSeq and is a predicted model, not a curated record. Gene Ontology annotation, cellular component: actin cytoskeleton; nucleus; cytoplasm. NCBI's taxonomy places the organism in Eukaryota, Metazoa, Arthropoda, Insecta, Siphonaptera, Pulicidae.
AAUCUGUCAUCUUUUAAGAAACUUUAAUUAGAAGAAAAUGUAACAAAAAAUUCAAAAAUUUAAUAAACAUGGCGAAUACGGGUGUACUACCUUUUGUUAGGGGCGUUGAUUUCACCAAUAAUGAUUUUAGUGAUGGUAAAUUUCCCCAAGCAAUGAAGCUAAUGACUGGAGUGCAAUGGUUAAAAUUAGACAAAACCAAUUUGUCAGAAAUUCCUGAAGAAAUGGGAAAACUUAUAAAAUUAGAACAUUUAUCCUUGAAAAGAAAUUGUUUAGAAAAACUAUAUGGUGAAUUAACAGAAUUGAGAUGCUUAAGAAGUUUAAAUAUAGGUCAUAAUAAUAUCAAAAGUUCUGGUAUACCUGUUGAUUUGUUUCGAUUAGAUGAAUUGAGUACAUUAGAUUUAUCUUUUAAUAAAUUAAAAGAAAUACCAGAAGGUUUAGACAAAGCAAAAGGACUAUUAGUUUUAAAUUUAAGCCAUAAUCAAAUUGACAGUAUUCCUACACCAUUAUUUAUCAAUCUGACAGAUUUGUUAUUUUUGGAUUUAUCUCAUAAUCUCUUAGAAACACUACCUCCACAAACAAGACGUUUGGUUAAUUUGCAAACAUUAAUUCUUAGUCAUAAUCCUUUGGGGCUAUUUCAGUUAAGGCAACUACCAUCACUCCAAAGCUUAGAAAUACUGCACAUGAGAAACACGCAAAGAAAUCUUAAUAAUUUUCCAUCACAAUUAGAUUCUUUAUCAAAUCUGUCUGAGUUGGAUCUGGCACAAAAUUCUUUACCAAAAAUUCCUGAUGCUUUAUAUUCAUUGAUUAAUUUAAAAAGAAUAAAUUUAUCAGAAAAUGAAAUUAGUGAAGUUUCUAAUUCAAUAGAAUUUUGGCAAAAGCUUGAAACCCUUAAUUUAUCUAGAAAUAAAAUUAAAGCUUUGCCAAGUUCUUUAUGCAAAUUGAAUUUUUUAAGAAGAUUAUAUGUCAAUGAUAAUGAAUUAGAUUUUGAAGGAAUUCCAUCAGGUAUUGGUAAAUUAGGUUCACUAGAAGUGUUUUCUGCGUCAAAUAAUAAAUUGGAAAUGAUACCUGAAGGAUUGUGCAGAUGUGGAUCCCUGAAAACUUUGAACUUGAGCAGUAAUUGCCUAAUUACUUUACCUGAAACGAUACAUCUUUUAACUGAUCUGCAUUCACUUGAUUUGAGAAAUAAUCCAGAUUUACACAUGCCUCCAAAGCCACUUGAUCCUCAAAGAGGUUCAGGUGUUGAAUUUUAUAAUAUAGAUUUUUCACUUCAGCAUCAAUUAAGGCUUGCAGGUGCUUAUGUUCCGACGCCUGUUACACAAAAUAGUACAAACCGAGAUCCCAUAGCUAGAAAAUUAAGAUUACGACGCGGAAAAAGAACAGAUGAAUCAACUGAAGCAGAUCAAGACCAAGCUAAAAUCCUUAAGGGAAUGAAAGAUGUUGCAUUAGAUAAAAAUAAUACAUGUGAAGAUUAUAAAGUAGAGUCUUUAAAACCAAAGAGAUGGGAUGAAAGUUUAGAAAAACCACCGUUAGAUUAUUCUGAAUUUUUUGACGACGAAGCUGGCCAAAUACCAGGAUUAUCUAUUUGGGAAAUAGAGAAUUUUUUACCAAAUAGAAUUGAUGAAGUUGCACAUGGAAAGUUUUAUGAAGGUGAUUGUUACAUAGUUCUAAAAACUGCUAUUGAUGACUUAGGCCAAAUGUCUUGGGAAAUAUAUUUUUGGAUUGGUGCAAAAGCUACGUUGGAUAAAUGUGCAUGUGCUGCGAUUCAUGCAGUGAAUUUGCGCAAUUAUUUGGGAGCUCUAUGUAGAACAAUUAGAGAAGAGCAAGGAGAUGAGUCUGAUGCCUUUUUGGCAUUAUUCGAUAGUGACAUCACAUAUAUAGAAGGCGGACGUACUAGCAGUGGCUUCUAUACAAUAGAAGAUAUGACCUAUGUUGUUAGACUAUAUCGAGUGCAUGCCGCUGGAUCAUCUGUGCAUCUUGAAGCUCAGCCUGUAAAAUCUGAAUCUUUAGAUCCAAGAUACGUGUUCGUAUUAGACAUAGGAACUAAAAUAUUCAUGUGGUAUGGAAAAAAAUCUAAAAGCACAUUAAAAUCUAAGGCCCGGUUGAUGGCCGAAAAAAUUAAUAAGAAUGAAAGAAAGAAUAAGGCUGAAAUUAUAACAGAAAUUCAAGGAGAUGAAAGUACUGAAUUUUGGGAUGUUUUGAAUUUAGAUGAACGCCCUUAUAUUCCUACUGAACAUGUGCCUGAAGGAUUUGUACCUAUUCCUCCAAGACUUUAUCAAGUACAAUUGGGAAUGGGAUAUCUGGAAUUACCACAAGUCGAAAUAUCUCAAAAUAAAUUAGAACAUACUGUACUUAAUAGUAAAAAUGUUUACAUUUUAGAUUGCCACCUAGACUUAUUUGUUUGGUUUGGAAAAAAAUCAACUAGAUUAGUUAGAGCCGCAGCAUUAAAAUUGUCACAGGAAUUAUUUAAUAUGAUAGAUAGACCGCCAUAUGCACUGGUUACAAGGGUGCAAGAAGGUACAGAAAAUCAGAUAUUUAAAUCUAAAUUUACGGGAUGGGAUGAAGUCAUAGCAGUAGACUUCACAAGAACUGCUGAAAGUGUGGCUCGUACAGGUGCUAAUUUAAUACAAUGGGCUAAAAAUCAAGAAGCGCGCGCUGACUUAGGAGCACUAUUUACUGCACGUCAACCAAUAAUGUCAUCUACGGAAGCAAAACAAUUAGCAGAGGACUGGAAUGAAGAUUUAGAAGCAAUGGAAGCUUUUGUGCUUGAAGGAAAAAAGUUUGUGCGAUUGCCAGAAGAAGAGCAUGGCAUUUUUUAUAGCGGCGAUUGUUAUGUCUUUUUAUGCCGAUACUGGGAACCGCCAGAAGACCUUCCAGAAGGUUCCCAAGAUGAGGAAGAUGAUCCACAGUGUAUUCAUUGCGUUGUUUACUUUUGGCAAGGUCGAGAUGCUGGAAACAUGGGUUGGCUAACAUUCACAUUCACGUUACAAAAGAAAUUUAAAUCACUUUUUGGUGAUCAACUUGAAGUAGUUCGAACACACCAACAACAGGAAAAUCUUAAAUUUAUGGCACAUUUUAAGGGAAAGUUUGUUAUAAAACAAGGAAGACGAAAAUCAUUGGCAGUUUCUUCAAUACCCAAUGGAAACACAAAUGCAAAGUCUGAAAAAGCAGUUGUAGAAUUUUAUCAUUUACGAUCAAAUGGCAGUUCACUGUGCACGAGACUCAUACAGAUCAAAGUUGAUGCAUCACUAUUAAAUUCUGCUUUCUGUUAUAUAUUGAAUGUACCAUUUGAUACUGACGAUGAAUCAGGUAUAGUUUAUGUCUGGAUUGGUUCUAAAAGUGAUCCUGCUGAGGCAAGGCUAGCAGAGGAAAUAGCCGAGUCUUUAUUUAAUAGUCCUUGGGUCAGUUUACAGGUGCUCAAUGAAGGAGAGGAACCAGAUAACUUUUUCUGGGUUGCUUUAGGUGGGCAGAAGCCUUAUGAUCAGGAUGCUGAAUUCAUGCAAUAUACAAGACUUUUCAGAUGUUCUAAUGAAAAGGGAUAUUUUACAGUCUCAGAGAAAUGUUCUGAUUUUUGUCAGGAUGAUUUGGCUGACGAUGAUAUUAUGAUUUUGGAUAAUGGAGAGCAAGUAUUUUUAUGGCUUGGUGCAAAGUGCAGUGAAGUUGAGAUAAAACUGGCAUAUAAGUCUGCACAGGUUUACAUACAACAUUUGAGAGUAAAACAACCUGAGAAGCCAAGAAAGUUAUUUUUAACAUUAAAGAAUAAAGAAAGCAAACGGUUUACCAAAUGUUUUCAUGGCUGGGGUGAACACAAGAGACCGCCAGAGUAAACUCACAGCUAUAUAUUCUUAUAUAUGAUUGAUUAACUUAAAUAACUUUGAUUCAAAGUACGUACCUAUAUAUUGUAGACAUAGUCUUUAAGAUGUUAUUUAUUCUAUUGUUAUUACUAUAAUGACUAGUUGAAUUAAGAAUUG